AUGACAGGCUCGAAUAGUAUCGGUUCAUCCACGCUUUCGAUGCAGCAUUCUGAUCAUGCGAAAAGAACAGUUCAACGCCCAGUUGAUGACCCUGCUGCUCUAAUCCUGGAAGCCUGGUCCCAAGGCCUUAUGACGGGUUCACUCGUCAUCAUGGCUGCUGUUACCUAUGCGAAUAUGCGACCAGGUGUUUUGCUGCACAAGUUGAUCUUAUUAGAGUUGAUUCUGGCCCUAGCCCACGGAACAUUCAUAUUUGCCCCGGAUCCUGUGUACGGCUGGUACCUGGCCACAACCGCGAUUGGAUUGAUCGUAUCCUGGUCUUUGCACAAUGUGAUCGCGUGGAUGAAGAACACGCCGUUCAUGGGCCGCAAACUUUCGCUCUUCUACAUCGGCACGAUCAUCCUGGCUCAGCCAUACUGGGCAACCGAAAUUUACGCCAACUUCGCCUACUUCAACAACAUAAACCUUACUGUUUACGAAAAGAUCCGCCCGUGGGAAGCACUAUUUCGCGAUCCGUGGUGGAUUUAUACAACGUGCAACCUCUUUUGGGUGGUCAAGACACAGUACAACUUUGGCAUCCUCGAGUUGGUACGCGAAUGCCCUCGAUUCGGGCUCAUGCUGGUCUCAAUGUGUCUCUCCAUUGUCUUCAUUGUCCUCGACGUUAUCAGCGUGACUGGGGCACUCAAAUCCGCCAUGCCGCUGGGCAUUAACCCUUUUGGAAAGGCUGACGGGUGGUGUAUCCUUCAGCUAUGCUUUAUGUUCAAGUGCCUGUGCGAUACCAUUAUUCUGGACGAUUUCAAGACUGCCCUUGACAAGCUUAGUGCUAGAUGGCUUGCGGAGCUUUCGAGGUUAUGGGAACAACUAGACCAUAUCACCGCCGUAGUCCAGGGCCAAACCCCACGGAGCUCUUCCUCCCAUGAUGGGCGACAGGACUCUUUUGCUCUUACAGCCCCUGGCGCGUCUCUGGGCUUUCCAUUUAUGGUAAUACAGAGUGAAGCAUUCAUGAAUUUGCUUGGCCUCGAGCAAUCCCUGCCUGUGCUCCUCGAGCAUGUAGAGCGCGGCAGAAAAGCAAUCCCAGCUCAAUCAUACGGCGCGAACAUCGUGAUGGUCGAUCUCCAGGAGGCAUCAAUUCUUCUAAAUGCGUUCUGGGAACAGAUCCAUACUUGGUAUCCGAUCCUGCAUGCAGACUAUACCGAGGAGUUCAUCCAGGCAAUAACAUCGUGUUUCCCCACGUCGGUAAAAUCCUGCCUUACUCUUCUCGUCUUGGCCAUUGGUUGCGUCGUGGAAUGCGAGUCCGUCGCUGAUGCCCUGCGGAGCCGCCCGGAAGCAAUAUACAUCGAAGCAGCUAUGAAAAUGCUUCCGUGUGCAUUUGCACACAGUGGCCCACGAAGCGCGCAGUGUCUACUAUUGUUCGCCAUAUACCACCUAUGCCACGGGCAGCCAUUUCAGGCUUAUGAUUUCGUCGCAAUGGCGUCGUAUAAACUGCAGAAUUAUAUCAUAAAUGAACUUGACGCCGACAGUGAUGCCACCCAAAUGUCGAUUCUCGCAAACUGCUUCUGCGAGAUUACAGUCCAGCUAGACCUGGUCAACAGUGGGAUCCGCAACAUGACUUCGUUUGCCCCGGUCCCAACAAGCUCAGGCACCUGGACAUGGCAUUUAAGUCAAUCUUUCGAGUCAUCUACACCCAGCGAUAGCGAUGGUGAGUUCUACCCCCAAAGCAACGAUCUGUCAUAUUUCGUCGCGGAGAUCGCGAUGCGAAAAAUGCUCCAGCGCUGCACGUGGUCGACGAGUACAUUGGCGCAAGGUAGCCAUGUUUAUGCGCCCAUCGUCGCGGCCGAGCUUGAGCGUCAGUUGGACGAGUGGCUACAAUUACUCCCGCAGCAGCUAUCUUUCCGUGCCUCCUCUGCCAUCGGAUCUCACCAGCGGCGGGAUCCGAACUCGGCCCAGGUAGAAUUUCUGCGUACGCAGUACUACGCAUUUAAGGCAUCGAUCUAUUGGCCAGCAGUCUACGAAGCUCUUACUGCGGGAGAGGCCAACAGCGACCUCCUCCGCCAUUGUACGAGAUUUUUUACCAGUUUCGCCGAGUUUGUUCCCAGUGCUGCCGCUGCAGUAGUCGUCUGUAAGCCGAAUCUGUGGACUUUGUGUACAAGUGUGUUUACCAUUUCGAUGGCUGCGCUGGCAGGCCUGACGGAACCAUGCCUGGUUGGGCUUGUUCCUCGGGAGGCUAUUCUCGGUCUGAAGCUAGCAAUCAAAGUCCUCGACGGGGCCGCGGAGGUCAGCCCCUCGCUAGCAGAAAUGGGUGCGAUACUGAAGGAAAGAGUACAGCUCUCGGCCACAGGCUCGUGCAUACAGAACCCAUUUUCAAUCACAACGGAGGGGACGGCCAUGACAACCGAGCCCGACCCGUUCUUUGAUGGCGACGACGAUGUAUCCUACCCCGUUACCUAA
Molecule: messenger RNA, 2445 nt
Organism: Penicillium canescens
Lineage: Eukaryota; Fungi; Ascomycota; Eurotiomycetes; Eurotiales; Aspergillaceae
Product: fungal specific transcription factor domain-containing protein
Exons: 10
Coding region: 1-2445 (814 amino acids)
Biological process (GO): DNA-templated transcription
Molecular function (GO): DNA binding; zinc ion binding
Source: RefSeq, a predicted model, not a curated record